AGUCUUGUUCGGCCCAGUUAGGUCCUGUCUCUCUCCCAUUCUGUGGUCCAUCUUCCUCCCAUUGUAUUAUCGAGUCCGCUGGGUGCAUUGCUAUUCCCGGGUCAAGAUGUCGUCCGGAGUUGAAAUCACGCGUCCGGAAGGUGCCAUCCCCUUGGCCCAAAAGUACUCGGGUCUGUCGGAGGAGGAGGUGAAGAAACGGAUCAUCGCCUACAAUCCGCCCGCCGAUUCGCGAUUCCCCAAUCAGAAUCAAACCAAGAACUGUUUCCAAAACUAUGUGGAUUUUCAACGGUGCGUGCGGCUGCGCGGUGAGGACUACAAACCGUGCCAGUUCUUUGAGCGGAACUACAAAUUCCUCUGUCCCACUGGCUGGAUCGAGAAGUGGGACGAGCAAUUGGAGAACAACACCUUCCCCGUGAAGUUGUAAGGGAAGACUCUCAUCAGCCUCUAAGAAUUCGUCUCGUAGUGUGUUAAUGCCUGGCCUCCCUCUCGAUUGGGCGUACCACGUCGGGGCUCAAACCCUACUUUUUAACAUCAUACGUAGCACCCCGACCCCGGAGCUGCCACAACUUUUGAGAAGCCAAUAAACGAAAGAUCCAGUAGA
This is a messenger RNA of Tigriopus californicus, 601 nucleotides long. RefSeq lists its product as uncharacterized. Gene Ontology annotation, cellular component: mitochondrion; respiratory chain complex IV. The transcript has 2 exons. The record is from RefSeq and is a predicted model, not a curated record. Bases 107 to 424 code for a protein of 105 amino acids. Lineage: Eukaryota; Metazoa; Arthropoda; Copepoda; Harpacticoida; Harpacticidae.